Messenger RNA from Dunckerocampus dactyliophorus (ringed pipefish), 2274 nucleotides. Its product is annotated as histone-arginine methyltransferase METTL23-like. Lineage: Eukaryota; Metazoa; Chordata; Actinopteri; Syngnathiformes; Syngnathidae. The transcript is spliced from 5 exons. The record is from RefSeq and is a predicted model, not a curated record. Bases 771 to 1481 code for a protein of 236 amino acids. Gene Ontology annotation, cellular component: nucleus; cytoplasm.
GUUGGGAGACAAGUUAGCCGCGGCUAGCUAACGUUAGCUUAGCCUAACGUGCUACAUUGACAGUUACCUUCACGGUGUUGUGUGACAAGUCGAAGGUGUCAUGGUAACCGUGCUUAAUCCAGUCUAAUGAGUCCUUUAACUCUGGUCUGGCGCUCCUUUUGGCCUCUUUAAUCCUCUUCUUACUCUUGUGGUUCAUUCCUUUCCUCGGCUUUGCAACUAAUAAAAACUAAAUAUGAGCUAACGUUAUGUCCUCACAUGCGCUCCUCCCCAGUACUGAUGGGCGGCUAACUCAUUACUUGCCAAAGCAUCGAAGCGUGGCGAACAUGGCUGUAUAUCAACUGUUAUGAAAUGUAAGAGACGUUUGUAUGCGUCCUGGCACCCACUUGUGCUGAAAAAGAAGCUAGUUAGCAGCAGGUGACACAAGGCUUUUGCAACUGGUUGUCACGCAUCGUCACACCCCUACAGCGGUUAUUGAAAACUCAUUGGCCAGGACAGUAGUCAAACAACAUCUCCCGAUUGGUUAAUGUGAAGACUUAGCCUUCCCGCCAGGUACGUCCUACAAUAUGGUUGGCUCAUACCGUUUUUUUCUCUGAGCAUGCGCUAAUCGUAAUAUUGGGAACACGUCCAAAUGGACUUUAUUGCGAACAGAAUAUACACUUCUCCAUAGAAGACCAAACUAACAGUUAAGUGGUUUGGUUAUUGUGGUGUAACCGUGUUAUAUUUUUUAUUUUGAAUACCGGACUUACGACAGUUACAUAUUUUAAAAUGAGAUGUGCGACAUAAACCACAUCCGGCCUGAACCUCCUAGAAUCGUUCACAGGACUUUUACGUUUGAAGAAACCAGGAACAGCACGCAGGAGUGCCUCAGUGUGUCGAUACCGGAGGUCCUGGAUGCACAGUACGGCAUGUAUGUGUGGCCCAGUGCGGUAGUGUUGGCUCAGUACGUGUGGACCAAAAGACUGGACUUGAAGGACAUAGCGGUGCUGGAGCUGGGUGCAGGUGUCAGCCUUCCAGGUGUAGUAGCGGCCAAGUGUGGUGCAAAGGUCAUCCUUUCUGACAAUGCCAACACGCCGCUCUGUCAACACAACUGCAAACGCAGCUGUGAAGCCAACGGCCUGCAUGACGUGGUCACGCUGCCUCUCACCUGGGGGGAAAUCUCAGCAGACCUGGUCCUGCUUCCACCGCUCCAAGUCAUCUUGGGAUCAGAUCUUUUCUACGAGCCUGAGGAUUUUGAAGACAUCCUGGUCACGGUUGCUUUUCUUUUACGAAAGAACCCCAGUGCUCAGUUUUGGACAACAUAUCAAGAACGAAGCGCCGAUUGGACCAUUGAAGCGUUGCUGCGCAAGUGGAAGAUGACAUGUGUCAACAUUGAUUUGGAAUCAUUUGAUGCCAACAAAUCUGAGCUGGCGGGAUCCAGUCUUCCAGGCAGCCACAACAUUCAGAUGAUGAUGAUGAUGCUCAGAACAGAUGAGGACACGUGAAACAUGGCAGCUUACCUUGUUCCACGCAUGGAUGCUGCUGGCGCACCUUCGACAAAGUUUUCAACUGACACUUUUCUCUGUGUUUUUGUUGGAAGUGGGAAAUGAAGAUAUUCACAAUGGAAAUGUAUCACGAGAUCGUCAUCAGAAAUGUACAAGGACACAACCUUCAAUAUCAGCGGGCGGAAAGGGAAAACUAUUGUUUUUUGUUUGUAUUGUUAAAAAUAGUUUGGAAGUUGUCCUGACUCAGCAGAUUCCCAAAGCCGUCAAAAUCCAGCAGUUUGGAUUCUGGCAAAUGAAAGUGUUUUUCUGCUCCUUUGUUGAUAUGCAGCUUUUGGUGGUGUGCAUUGAUCGACUGCGGUGUGGACACAUGCUAAAGCAGGGGUGUCCAAAAUACAGCCUGGGGGCCUUUGUGUGGCCUUUUUAAAAUUGGUCUGCGGCACAUUCUAAAAAUAAAACAAAACGUAAAAAAAAAAAAACGGCAAGAACGGAAAAAUCAGUAAUUGACUAAUUUUACUAGAACAAAAACUAAAUUGGAAGAGAAAAAAGUUGUACUUUUACAAGAAUGUAAUAUGAGGAAAAAUGUCAUUUUAGUAGCAGAAGUUGAAAUAUUAAAGAUAAAAGACAUUAUUUUUGUAAGUUGCAAUACAGUCCAUCGCAGUUCGAAUUUUGCAGGUUCACUCUUAUUGGUUUUUCAAAAUAUGACUUAAUCGUGUUGUUUCAUAGUUGAAUACUGAGCAUGUUUUUUUUUAAUUUUUUAAACAUUUUGAAAAAUAAAAGUGGCCAAAUGACCGUA